AUGGUUGGAUUGCCUGGCGAGCCGAGCACUUCUGCUACGACGACCUCGGACGCCCAAUCACCGACGCUCGAAAACAUGGAUACUGCAAAUGAUGCAAGCAUGCUGUCGUGUGAUGAGAUUGUCGAGAUCGAUCCGGAUGGAGAUCUACUGCUUUAUACGAAACCAGACCCAGGACUUGGAGGGCGUUUUAGAUUCCGUGUGUGUUCAGCGGCGCUCCGUCGUCACUCGCCAGUCUGGAAAGCGAUGUUGUUCGGACCCUGGAAGGAAUCAAAGCCGGCAGACGACAGCGAAUGGGCGGUUGAGUUUCCCGAGGAUCUCGCCUACGAAUUCCAGAUUGUGCUCAACAUCAUACAUGGCUUGGUCGAUCGAGUGCCGUCGUCUCUUGAUAUUGAUACUUUCUUCAAACUUCUCAUCCUCGUCAACAAAUACGACAUAGCUCAUAUCAUGAAGCCUUGGUGUACAACAUGGGAAACACCAGCCCUGAGCAGCCUUGUGGGACAUGAUGUACUCAAAGGCUUAUAUAUCGCAAGGGAGCUGGGGUACAAAGAUCUUUUUAUCUUCAGACUAGCACAGAUUGCAGUUAAUACCUGGGUUGAAGGAGAUUUUUUGGUUUUCAGGGAUUCCUCUAUCAUGGAUCUUGAUGGAAUCAUCCUCCAAGAUGAGGAUGAUCUUGGUCCGACGGAUGUUUUAGAUGUGAUCUGUAACAUUCGGAAAGCGGUGAUUGAAAAGAUGGUUGCGCCUCUCAAUGAAGAUCUGGAAGCUCUAGUGAAUUCGACUCCCCGUUGCACCUUUAAGAGUGAUCAUCACACAAGAACCAGACGCCUAUGUGAUGCUGCAGUUCUCGGAAGUAUUCAUCGCGGUAUGAUACAACGAAGAGGUAGCAUACUUCCGAGGGAAAGCUCCUGUAUCACCGAGAGCGUUGUACAUCUGGCGUCUGAGUUGUUCCCUAUGAUGGAUGAAAUCCAGACCAUUGAGUUCCAUUCUACAAAGUGCUCCUUGAAAGACAAGUACAGGAAGCACAACAGCACGCUACAUGACAGCGUCAUCACAAUUGCCCGAGAGUUUCUGACGCCUAGACAUCUGGUAUACAUGGCAUUACAAAGAUCAAAGACUGGGUUGGAAAAUCAGUGCGCACAUAGUACGGAACGAUACUGGUAG
Messenger RNA from Neurospora hispaniola, 1158 nucleotides. RefSeq lists its product as uncharacterized. Bases 1 to 1158 code for a protein of 385 amino acids. The transcript is spliced from 2 exons. NCBI's taxonomy places the organism in Eukaryota, Fungi, Ascomycota, Sordariomycetes, Sordariales, Sordariaceae. The record is from RefSeq and is a predicted model, not a curated record.